This is a messenger RNA of Dromaius novaehollandiae (emu), 797 nucleotides long. Its product is annotated as loricrin-like. NCBI's taxonomy places the organism in Eukaryota, Metazoa, Chordata, Aves, Casuariiformes, Dromaiidae. The transcript is spliced from 2 exons. The coding region runs from base 237 to 689 and encodes 150 amino acids. The record is from RefSeq and is a predicted model, not a curated record.
GCCCGUAAUUACGCCUGGAUGUAAUUUGGCAGAACGAAACCCGAGCCGGCGAGCCCUCGGCAGCCCGGGCACCCACGGGUUUUCCCAUUAAGCCAGGUGAGGCUGGCAAUUAGGUGUUUAUCUGGCACAGGAAGCAGAUAAAGAAGGGAUGAUAUCCAUCGCCCGUGAGUCAGGCGAGCCGGGUAAACAGCGGGUGGCUGGACGGGGACUGGGUGUUGCGUUAACAGAUUGCUGUGAUGGGGAGCUGUCUCAUUUCCGGACGGGGGAUCUGGGAUCCGUAUAAAGCUGCCCCCGUCCUGGCCAUCUGCACUCUCUUCUCCUCCCGGCUUCUCCUCCGAGUGCAGGCCAGCAGACAGGCGAGGAUGUGCUCCCGCCAGGAAAAGGACCAGUGCCACAGGCAGGAGCGCUACACCCGGCAGAGCAGCGGCGGCUGCCACAGCAGUAGCAGCGGCGGCGGCUGCCACAGCAGUGGUGGUGGCGGCUGUCACAGCAGCGGUGGCGGCGGUGGCUGUCACCGCAGCGGCGGCGGUGGCGGCUGUCACAGCAGCGGCGGCGGGUGCCACAGCAGUGGUGGCAGCGGUGGCGGGUGCCACGGCGGCGGCAGCUCCGGGUGCCACGGGAAGCCGCAGCUCCAGCAGCAGCAGCAGCAGCAGCAGAUCCAGCAGCUGCCCUCGCAGAAGCUGAAGUGAGCGGGGCCCCGGCGCCCGCUGGCCCCCUCCUGCCUUCCCGCCGCUCUCCCGGCUGCGUCCCAGCCCCGAAAGGUGCCCGGGAGCCAAUAAAAAUACGAUUUCCCGAGA